AUGUUUGGAGUUGAAAUUCAUAAAGUACUUGGAUUGCAGAAUCAAAAUUUAUAUAGAAUUGGCACAAUUUACAAUUAAUAGCAGUCAAAGGCUUGUACAUCUAUGACCAUAGAUUUUGGAUGAAAAGGGUAAGAGUUAAGAGAUUUGGAAGAUAUGGAUUAGGAUUAUACGGAUAAAAGUUUAGAAUAAAAUCUUAUUUUGCUAAAGAGUUUACAUUCAAACUUUAAAUUGUACACACAAGUAGUCAAUCGAUAAAUUAAAAAAAGAAGAUUUGAGAGGUCGAUCAGGAGAAUGAGGCUAGAUUUUUGCCAAUCAUUUAAUUUUUACAAUUAUCCAUUCAAAAAUUAUCAAACACAGCCAUCAAAAAAUCUUGUUAGAGACUAGUUGAUAGAAUAUUUAAUUCCAGUUAGUUUUGCUAUUUUUUUAAAAUGAAA
Messenger RNA from Paramecium pentaurelia, 434 nucleotides. NCBI's taxonomy places the organism in Eukaryota, Ciliophora, Oligohymenophorea, Peniculida, Parameciidae. The record is from the annotation of a GenBank genome assembly.